Messenger RNA from Miscanthus lutarioriparius, 816 nucleotides. Lineage: Eukaryota; Viridiplantae; Streptophyta; Magnoliopsida; Poales; Poaceae. The record is from the annotation of a GenBank genome assembly.
AUGGCCGGGACGCUCGUUGGCAACGCAUCGCUGGACAUCCGCCUUGACAUCUACGCCACGGUGAAUCAUUUUCUAACCUCUCUGACCUUGCGAUGGCGAUUUGCGAUGGCGAGUGGCGAAAUAAUGGUGGGUGACGUCACUCAGACGAGGUACAGGAGAGCGACCAAGGCGAUGAUGCGGCUCAACCCGGCGUACCUCAAGUCGUACACCUCGGAGGAGAUCAACGCCAUGGAGUGGGAGUCGCUGGAGUCGGCCAUGGCGCUAUGGAGCCCGCAUUUCCACGUGGAUAUCGCCUCCGUGCUCGCCGUGGAGCGCCGGCUCUGCGCGCACGUGCUCGAGCCCCUGCCACGACCGAGUCUAUUCAAGCAGCUCGACAUGAUUGACGCGGUGGCCCGGGAGAGGGAGCGCCUGGACGAGCUCUUCUCCAGCGAGUCGGCCACGCUGGCCGCCAUCCGCGAGCGCACAUGCGAGGUGGAGCACGCGCUGGAGCGCGCCGCGUCCGGCGUGUUCUUGGUGUUCGGUCUCCGCAUCGAUACGCUCUACGUCACUGACGCCGACGCCGACGUCGGGCACGUGCCCAAGAUCGUGCAGUACACCGUGAACUACCUCAAGUGCCUCGCGUCCGACGACUACCGCGCACUCAUAGACACCGCGUUGCGCGUGGAUCUGGAGCGCAGCGACGAGGACGAGGACACGGGCAAGGGUGACCGCGCCCAGCUUGCCAAGGCGAUGGCGAGCGUGUUGGAGGCUCUGCACCGGCACGUCGAGGCGACGCGGUGUGCCCGGACACGGUGGCGUCGCACGUCAUGGCCAUGA